AUGCUGCAUCAAGUGGGCAUGUCCUCUUUCUGUGCCUUGGGGGCAGGAUUUUGCUGUUUGGUCAGCGCCACAGGUCUCUCUAAGGGUCCUCUCUGUCUCUACAAUUCCACCUCUGGUCCCACCUGGGGGGUCCCUCUACAGCCUGUCCCAGACAGGUGAGAUCAAGUCAGCCACGCAUACAGUCUCUCCUACAACAAGACACGACACAAACAGAACCUUUUUCUGUCUGUCUGUCUGUGUCACUUUCUAUCCCUUUCCUUGUGUCUGUCUCAGCCAUGCAGGGUAUCUGUAUAACAGGACUAUGUGGUCUGGGGUUUGUCUGGAGCCCAGAGGGGUGGUCCAGUGGAAUACAGUUCUCUUUGGUGUGAUGGGGGGCACCAGCAUGUUGCAGACUGUCCUCUGUGGAACAAACAUCCUGAUCUCAGUUAUGGGCCUGAUCCUGGGGCAGGGUCUCUGCAGCAACAAGGUCUGGGUCUCACCUCCACCUGGCACUCAAAAACAUCACAGACGUUCAGAUUAACAUGAAACAUUAAAUCUAAAAUAUUUGACAUUGAAAAUUGAACCAGAUACAACAUUGACCAAGCUUUAUGAAGGACUUUUGCUACACUCCUGCUGCGGAAGACCCGCAAAUGCAUGCAGUAAUUUGUAUCUUUGGAGACUUGUCUGUAAGCCUCUAGCUCCGUACAAGCAUGGGGUGCAAGCACCAAUGAUACUGGCUACUACUACCAUUUUAAGCAUGACUGGGCCUUUAAAGUAAGCUACAUCCAUUGAUUCAGCUUUGACACUUGGGUUAAGUUAGAAAGAUAUUCACAGACUUGGACUUCUGGGUCAAUAACCCAUCAAUGAAACCACAUAGUUACAAACCUGACCCCUCUUUUUUAACCACUGUCAUGAAGAUUGAGCAACAAUCUUGUUUUCCUCAGAACGAGCUGUCCUUCAAGCCAGACAACUUAAAUUGGUCUCAAUACGCUGGCAUUGUUGGCUUGAUGAUGUAGGGGCCGUUGGCAAAUUACCAUAGUGAAGGAAUACUGUAAGAGAAAAUUUUUAUUAACUUACCAUGAAAAGAUGCUACUGACAAAAUGAUCAUAAAAUGUAAAUGUUGCUCUCCUCUACUUUAUACUUCAGCUCUAGCUUUAGAGAAAUAAGUUUUAAUUUUAUUUAUGUUAUUUUUUUACAUUCAACACUGUUAAUUAGUAAGUAAUUACUUUAAAAACUAAAAUAAUUAUACUGUUGUUAACACACUAUUCAAACUCAUUUAAAGUCUAGGAGUGCAAUAGCGCAAGUAUCAGGUAGUAUUUACAACAUAGAUAUAUGUAUGCAUACCUAGACAUGUAUCCAUACAUAUACAGUACAGGCCAAAAGUUUGGAAGCAAGAUCAGAUUUGUACAAAAAAAGAUCAUAGUUUCAUAUAUAUAAUUUGCAACACAAUAAACAUGACUUUUGUGUAAAAAGUAACUUAUCAGAAGACAUUUGACUAUGAUUAUUAUUUGAGUUAUUGUUGCUUAGACUUUGCUUUCUUUAAAGUAACCUCCUCUGGCUUGAACAACAGCUUGGCAUAUACCAGGCAUUCGUUCCCCAAGUUUUUUAAGGUAUGUUCCAGGGAUUGCAUUCCAAGCUUUCUUAAGUUCAUCAAAAAGAGACUGCUGAUUUGUGGGACGCGUUUUUCUGACAGAUCGAUCCAAUUCAUCCUGCACAAGCUCUACUGGAGUAAGGUCUGGAGACUGAGGGGGCCAAACCAUCUUUUGAAGAACACCUUCCUCUUCUUUUUUGUCUAGGUAACCCUGACAGAGCUUGGCAGAGUGCUUAGGGUCAUUGUCUUGCUGCAAAACAAACUUGUGAGCCACAAGUCUGAGUCCAGAUGGAACAGCAUGUUGUUGGAGGAUGGAGUGGUACUAUUCCUUCUUUAUGAUACCCUUUACUUCAAACAAAUCUCCUACUCCAUCACCUGCAAAACAUCCCCAUACCAUGGAACUACCACCUCCAUGCUGAAUUGUGGGUGUAAUACAUGGUGCUUUCAGACGUUCACCAGUUUGUCUGCGGACAUAGACUCUGCGUUUUGAACCACAGUGCAAACUUGUUUCUAGUCAUCAUAAGCCAAUUUUUGAGCUUUUGCCCACUCAUAUCUCUUUUUCUUGUUCUGUGGAUGAAGUAGUGUUUUUUUGCAGAUACACAACCCUUCAGACCAGCCUUUCUCAAACAUCAUUUCACAGUUUUAAGAGAUAUGGGUUUCGACCGUGUUGUGUUGAUUUCCUCCCUUAUUUGUGGUGCCGUCUUUCGCCGAUCUCUCUUACUGGUGACAAUGCUAUGUUUAUCCCCUGCUUUAGUAGUAACUCUCUUUCAUCCAGGCCUUUUUCUAUCAUCAUAACUUUCAGGUUCCUCUAGUCUUUUCAGAGUGUAGUGGACUCCUUUGUUAGACACCUUUAGGUGUUUUGCAAUUUCUCUUUCUGUGUAUCCUUCUUUCCUCAAUGUACAAAUCAGUACUUUUUUUUAAACAUAUCUUUAUUUUUUUUUGUGUUCAAACAACAGCAACCACAUUAAACAUAUGGCAGUAAUGAAAGUAAUAAUGAGAAAAAUUUAAAAAAAAAAAUACAAAUACAAAAGGGGUAAAAAAAGAAUAUCAAGUUAACAAAAUAAAAAGGAAUAAAUUACAUCAACAAAGUAGUGAAAUAAAAAAAAAAGUAUACUCUUGUCAGCACCAUAAAUGUUAUUUAUUUCCCAUUGCCACCUCCGUAUCUCCAACUUUCAACAUUUCUAGAAACAUCUUCCAAAUGACAUAAAAUUCAGAAGGCUUCCCUCUGACAAUAUAGGUCAGCUUCUCAAGAGCCAAACACGACAUUAAGUUAUUCAGCCAUUGGUUAAAAGAGGGGCAGCUAACAUUCUUCCAACAUAACGCAAUACAACGUUUGGCCUGCAGUAAACAAAGGUCAACCAAUUUCCUUUCUUUGUGAGAUAAAGGACAGUCCUCCGGAUAAAUGCCUAAAAUGCAUAGCUUAGGACAUAGAGGUACCGGGGAAGUUGUGAUUUGAGAGAUAUAUUUUAACACAGAGCUCCAAAAUUUUUGGAUUUCUUUACAUUUCCAUAAACAGUGAAACAAUGUACCCUGGUGGUUGUUACAUUUAUAACAUAGAUCAGGUACAUUAGAAUCAAAUUUAUUUAAUUGUACAGGGGAAAUAUAUGUUCGCAUUAUCCAAUUAAAUUGUAUCAUUCUCAAUCGAGUGUUGAUGGUUAGAGUAUGUGUUUUUACUCCAUUCACUGAGUGAAAUGUCCUCUUCUAAGUCAUAUAUCCACUCCCAUCUCUUACUGUCCGAGUUUUCCUUAUGGUUUUCAACCAGCAUAUUAUAAAACCGGGAAACCAAUCUUUUCCCAAAACAGUCUUUUAUGACAUGUGUUUCUAAGGUGGAUAAUGGAGGUUGUUGUACUGAAUUGUUUAAGUGAGACAAAAUAAAACUUCGAAGUUGUAAAUACUUAAAGAAAUGUUUUUGCGGUAUAUCAAACUUUGCCUUUAACUCACUGAAUGACAUUAGAGUAUAAUCCUCAUAUACAUCCUGCACUUUUAUUAUACCCUUUUUCAGCCAUGUUUUAAAGCCCAUGUCGUUCUUUGCCGGGGCAAAGUGAUCAUUACCCCAGAUCGGGGCAAAACAGGACAACUUUGGAGAGUCACACAAUAAUUUUUGUACAACAUGCCAAACAACAAUGGUGUUUUUUACAAAAGGAUUAGUAGUAACUUUCUUUAAUGUUUUAAAGGAUGCUGAGUAUAAAUAGCUGUUCAAUGGUAAACCUUUUGAGGAUUGUUUUUCAAUUUCUAACCAGGGCAUGACAACAUCUUUAGAAAACCAGAACAUUGUGGCCCUCAACUGUGCAGCCCAAUAAUACCAUUCUAGAUUAGGCAGUUGUAGCCCCCCCCUAUCGUAAGGUAGAUGUAAGACGGAGAGUCUGAGUCUUGGCUUCCUAUUGUUCCAAAUGAAAUUGGAAAGAAGCUUUUUGGUCUUGGGAAAAAAGGAAGGAGGAGGGGCUAGUGGAAUUGAUUGAAAAAUAAAUAGAAAUUUAGGUAACAUAGUCAUUUUUAUUAAGUUUAUUCUUUAUUCAAAAUAGAGAGAGGUAGCGCUGUCCAUCUCGUGAUUUCUUCUGACACGCUAAGUAAUAAAGGUUCAUAAUUGGCUGAGCUGAGAUUAUUAAUCUUUGGGGUUAUUUUGACGCCCAAGUACUUAAAUCCCUCAGUGGCAUUCAUAAAUGGAUGUGAUAGUAAAGGUUUCUUCCUUUCGUUUUCAUUUAGAAACAUUAUAGAUGACUUUUCUUUGUUCACAUUAAACCCAGAUAUACUUCCAAAUUGAUUAAACAGCUCCAAGAGAGAUGGUAUCGAUUCUGCCAGUUGUGAUAAGAAUACAAUAGUAUCAUCAGCGUACAUCGCUGCAUUGUGUUCUAAAUCUCCGGUCUUAAUACCAUGAAUUAAGGGAUGAGAUCUGAUCGCUAUUGCUAAUGGUUCCAUGGCUAUUACAAAAAGAAGAGGUGAAAUUGGUGACCCUUGCCUAGUGCCCCGAAAUAACUCAAAAGGCUUUGAGGUGAGAUUAUUUGUAGAUACCACUGCAGAGGAAUCAACAAAUAAAAUUUCAACCCAUCGACGAAAGUGAUCCCCAAAUCCAAAUCGUCUAAGCACCUCGAGUAGAUAGGGCUAUUCGACUCGGUCGAACGCUUUUUCGGCGCCAAGUGAUAAAAUUGCAGUGUCAGGGGAUUCUUCACAUUCAUGAAUUAUGUUAAGAACUCUCCUCACAUUGUGGAACCCCUGCCGCUUUUGCACAAAGCCAUUCUGGUCCCCAUGUAUAAUGGCUGGUAGAACCCUCUCGAGUCUCAUGGCUAGAACCUUAGCUAUAAUCUUCGCAUUCGAAUUUAAAAGUGAUCUGUAAGAGCUACUUUCGGUUGGCACUUUGCCUGGUUUUAGAAUAAGAGUGAUCAGAGCACUACGUAAUGAAACGGGGAGGCAACCUGUUUUAAAGGACUCCAAAUAAACAUCCAAUAAUGGGGCAAUUAAUUUUGUUUUAAACAAUUUGUAAAUAUCUAUUGGAAGCCCAUCUGGACCUGAAGCUUUACCUCCUCUUAUGUUUGUAAUGGCGUUGGAGAUGUCAUUUAAAUUUAAUUCUCUCUCCAGUUCAGUUUUUGUACCUUCAGAGAUACAGGGAAUGACCAAACCAUCUAGGAAAUUACUUUGGUUUACCAGGUCUGGAGGGCUUUCAGAAUUAUAAAGGGUUUUAUAAUAUGAGGCAAAGGUGUUAUUAAUUUCUGUGGGAUCUGUAGAUAGGUCUACUUGUUUGUUCCUAAUUAUAUUGAUUGAUCUGUCGGAUUCAAGUUUCUUAAUCUGCCAAGCUAGCAGUUUACCCGGCUUCUCACCCUGAUCAUAAAAGGAUUGUUUCAGUCUUAUUAUACCAUCUUCAGCCUUAAGCAAGGAGAGCUCCUCAUAUUUUACUUUAAGGGUCAGUAGUUCCUGUUUUUUUUGUGUCGAAUCAUCUAUGCUAACCUCUCUCUCUAAUUCUCUAAUUUUAGAGUCCAAUUCAAUCAUAGUUUGUUUGAAUUUGUUGAAUUUAGAACUGGUGUAACUUAUCAUUUGCCCUCUAUAUGCUUUAAAAGCUUCCCAUCUAAUUGCUGCAGUUGUUUGAUUUGUGUUUAUAGAGAAGUAGAGAUCAAUAUGUUCUCCUACAAAUUUUAUAAAUCCAGAAUUCUGCAGCUAUUUGGGAUGUAAUCGCCAAUUGGUCGAAUGUCUAUACCCUUGAUCGAUGUUGUAAAAGAGAGAGGUAGGGGCAUGGUCAGAUAAAACAAUACAAUCAUAUACACAAUUAGUUAUACUGGGUAGCAGAGAUGAGGAAAUUAAAAAAGAAUCUAUUUGGGAGUGGGUUUUAAAUACAGCAGAAUAGCAAGUAUUCCCUUUUGUUGGGGUUUUGAGCUCUCCAAGGAUCACAUAGGUUCAGAUCUUUCAUAUAUUGCUGAAUUUUCUUUCUUGUUUGGGAAUGGGAUGUAUCUAUCCCUGCUGAGCGAUCUAGUUUCGGGUCUAAAGCACAGUUUAAGUCACCUGCCAAUAUUAUCUUACCAGGGAGGGUGGCCAGCAAUAAAAUAAGUUUUCAAAAAAUGAUGGGUUAUCAUAAUUGGGGCCAUAUAUAUUAACCAAAUUAAUGGUUUCUCUCAGGAGAGUUCCCUGAACCACCAAAAAUCUACCAUUUUUGUCACAAAUAGUGUUAUUUAUUUGAAGAGGCACCAAGUUAUGAAUUAACACCAUCACCCCUCUUGAAUGAGAAGGGAAACAGGAUGCUAGUACUUUGCCUGGCCAUCUCCUACGUAUUUUAACCAAGUCUUUGAGUAAAUGAGUCUCCUGAAUAAACACUAUUGAUGACUUAAGUUGUUUCACCCUGGUAAUCACCUGUUUUAAUUUAGUCAACUUUACCAUCCGUCUAACAUUCCAUGAAGUAAAUUUGAAAUUCUUGUUUGAGGUCAUCUAAUUUCAAUACUGUUUGAUAUUUUGGGAGUGUACAAGGGAAAAAAAAAAAAAAAAAAAAAAACACACACUUGCUCUGCCAUGAACAAAAACCCUUAGCUGUCAACCUGAACAAGACAGCCCCACGUCUUUUCCCAUCCUCCCCCUGACCUCGGGGUGCAGUUAAGUGCACACACUGAUCCAGUGUAAACAACGGAGCAGUUAAACCAAACCAUGCAAUCAUUAUAACAGACCUACCAAAACUUGCAGGACAAUUGUGUCUCCUGGCAAAAAAUAAAAAUAAAAAAAAUAAAAUGAAUCUACACAAACAAGUAUAUACGAUAUGUUCAUAACAGUUUUUCUUGCAGCUUCACCCACAUUUAGGAAAGCUGACAGUUUACUGAAUAACCACUUUAAAUGUGAAAACAAAAGGAAUGAAAGCCCACUUCAGUAAAAAAAAAAAAAGGGCGCGUGGCAGUCUCUGUACAUAAAACGUACAUGAAAAGCCCAUCUACAUCUGCUGAGAUUGACGAAAUAUUACAAAUAUGUUAACAAAACAGAAAAGUCUCUGCAGAAGAAAAAGAGAAAAAAAUCUUUCACAUGUGGGUAACUGGCCCAUAAUCUAUCAAUAUCAAACUAUAGCUGUUAUAGGUGGAUAGUAAUGAGUCCAACCGUUCUGUCAUGGGCUACUUCCAAGCAGUAUAAACACUCCCCAAUAAACUCUCAGACGCAGUUGAUUCACCUCUUCAAGUUUACUGAGGAAUCUUUUGAAACUGAAAUGAUACAGUAACAUAAAACAAUGAGUUACAGCUUACACACAAACAAGCAGUAGAGCUAAGCUACAUUAGCUUUAGCCGUUAUAAUCACAAACGAGCUAGAAUGCUGCUAGCAACGAAAAACAUGAAGCUAACUUCGUGUAGCAUUAGCGAUUAGCGCCAUAGCCGUUUUAACAACUUAAUCACACUUAAACAACCUUCAUCUUAAUACAACAAUACAACAACAUAUGAACACUUACAGAUAGUGAUGUGUCCUUCAGUGCCGAGGCUUCGAAGCGUGUGUCGAGUAAUGAAGGGGGCGUUUCCGAGAAGCGCGUAUCGAGGCUUGCUUCAUGUAGGGGUGGAGCCAAAAAUGAUGACGUCCGAAGCCUCGCUACCCGGCUAUACCACGUGACUGAUUCAAGAAACGGUUCACGGGUUUGGCGGAUGAUUUAACAGACAGCGAAACGCAAUGGAGUCCUGCCCCACUCACAAUCCAUAGACUCGAGACUUGUUGAAAAGUUGUUUUUAAAUAGAAAUAAAUAAAUAUAAAUGAAAUGUUUAUGUUUUAUCUGUUGUCCCCGUAACAAAAGUACGAACAACAAACUAAGUAACACAUUCACAUUACAACCCUCUCGAUAAUUUAUGUCCUCUUCCCCUUUUUGACACUGCAACUGUGUCUUAAAGACAAACACCAUAUUAAUAACUUUAUCAUUUCUGUAUUGUAUCACAAACACACGGCAUCACAUCCAUUCAUUCAUUGGAUUCAAAGCUUCGCGCACCAAAGCCUCGGGGUGUCUUUGGUUUAUCACUCUGCCUGUUUUACAUUUAUUGUCCACUUGAUGGCGCAAUAGAGUAAAUGAAGCACGAUCAUGAAGCUUCGGCCCAGGAGGCGAGUAAUUGGAUGGAAAGCUUCAAUGCUUCAUGAGGCUUCAUCUCGCCAUCACUACUUACAGACGUUGCAUGGACUAGAGGGAUGAAAACGGAGGAAAGGAGAGGAGCUUAGAACUGAACAACUGACGGACCUCGCGAAUCUGCCCUCAAUAACUUCCGGUUUCUCGGUGACUCGCCGGCUACGUGUUGCCAUGGCAACGUGAUGUAAACAACUCACACUAGAGCGCAAAAACACUUCAGUAAGACGCAUUCAAGCAGCACAACACACAUUCAAGCAACAUUACACGUUCAUUUAAUUAACCUGUCAGUCUUCAGUGUUCUGUAACCCCUGAACGAACUUUUCAGCUUCAGCUGGGGAUUCAAACUCACGUGUUUGUCCAUCAGACGACACUCGUAGCUUGGCUGGGUAGAUUAUUCUGUAACGAAUGUUCAUCAAUCUCAGCCGUUGUUUUACCCGGUGGAAACCCCUCCUGCGCCGGUGGAGCUCCGUCGAGAUAUCGGGGAAGAACAUGACCUCUUGGCCGGCAUAGAUAACUUUGCCUUUGGCCCUGGAAGCUCGCAUCACUCGGACUUUAUCCUGGAAGUUUAAAAACUUCACGAUGAUGACUCUCGGUGUGGUUGAACGGUUCGGUUGCAUCCGGCCGGGUAACCUGUGAGCUCUUUCAAUGAGAGGUGGACUCGGGAAUGUUGCUGGUCCCAGCACUUCGGGGAGCCACUUCUCCAGGAAAGCAACCAUGUCAUUUCCUUCCACCUUCUCUAGCACGUUAACUAUCCGUAGGUUGGAGCGACGAGAGCGGUUUUCGAGGUCGUCAAGUUUGUUCGUUAGGAGAGUCACUUGUUUGGCUAGCGCGUCUGCCCUGCCUUUCUCUGAGUUAACUGUGUCUUCUACAGUGCUAAUGCGCACUUCUGCUUCAUCCAUGCGCGCCGAGAAGUCCUGCACGUCUCUUUUAACAUCUUGAAUGGCUUUCAGCACCACAUCGAACUUAGUGGAAAAGUCAUUUCUGAUCUGGUCGAGUAACUGAAUGACGUCCAUGUUUUGAGCUGAUCUGGAGUCCACGUCGUCCUCACAAGGCAGUGGCAAGACGCUAGCAUCACACUCUGAGUUAGCUAGGCUAUUAGCAUCUAAGACGUCGUCUUCUUCACACUGAGAAAAGUUUGAUUUAGAUUUGAUUUUCUUUGGCAUUGUCGUGGGUAUGCAGAGUUAAGUCGCCGCGAGUUUAAGUUGCACUGUUUGUGCAGUAAAAGGAGAGUUUACAGGAUUUUACUGAAAAAUCGCCAGGAGCUCACAAAAACGCAGGUGUUCAGUUCAGUGCCAUAACCACGCCCUAAUGACAAAUCAGUAUUUUUGUUUCUUUACUCAGUUGCUUCUUUCUAGCCAUUUUUGCGGUAGUUUGAACUCAGUUGAGAUUUAUUAGGAUUUUUGUAUGCAGACUCUCAAAAGCCAAAAGUUGAAGUGAAUAAUCCAACAGCGAUUUUUUUUUUUUUGCUUUUGCACUGAAGUUGUGACUGUUCCAAAUGUUUUUAACCCUAAAACUAAGCCCUUAUUAUCUUUUGCUGACAUAUAUUUAGUAAUGGUCUAUUAACAUCAAUGUAUAUCUGAAGGUAAAUGGAGUAAAAUGGUGCAUUUCCAUGAAAGCAACAUCUGAUCAUGGAGUAAAUACAUCCCAAAAUACAUAAAACUCAUGCUGGGUUUAAAAAAAAAAGCAUUGUGAACAAAAACUUAAAGUUACUCCCAACUGUUCGGCCUGUAAUGGCCUUGCUUCCAAACUUUUGUAAUAUAUAUAUAUAUAUAUAUAUACACUCCUUAGCACUGUUGGACCUUAAGACGGUUCUUAGUAGAGCUUCAAACUGCAAAAAGAAGAAAUGGGAACAAGAGACCAAAAGUUUUGAGUAGGCAAUUUAUUGAAAACAACAAUUUAACUGAAAUAGGCUGUUCAUUAGCUGAUCAAAAGUUUAAAGACCACAGCUCAAAAAAACCUAAACACCUCCAAAAACAGAAAUUAAAGUGUCAAAAAAUGACUCAGUAAUGAGUCGCUCCACCAUUAUUGUUGAUUACUUCAAAAAUUCGUUUUGGCAUGCUUGAUACAAUUGUUUCCAAAAGGUUAGAGGGAAUGUUGCUCCAAGUGGUGAAGAUGGCUUCACGAAGGGCAUCCACUGUCUGGAACUGAUGUCCAUUUUUCUAAAUGUCCCUUUCUUCCACCUUUGAAUGUCCCAUGUUUGGUGCUUCCUUGCAAAGCCCAAACAGGCAAUUUUGUGACGUUGAAGGAGACGUGGCCUUUGAAGACGUUUUUUGUUUUUGAAGCCCUUCAAGAGUUCAAGAGAGUGACUGUUCUAUGAAAGAAAUUGUCUCUCAGCCUGCUGGUCCUGACCCGAAGGCUCCUGUAGCAGCGGCCAGAGGGCAGGAGGCUGAAGAGUCUGAGAGCAGGAUGAGAGGAGUCCUUCACAAUGUUCAGAUCCCUACGCAGAGAGCGCUUGCACAGUACAGUUCCAAUACCAGGUUGUAAAAUCCACCAUCUAUCCAAGUGGACCCCUCUCUGUGGGCUGUUUCAUUGUUGUUGUGGAUGAGGCCUAUCGGUGUGGUGUCGUGUGCAAAUUUGAUGAUGGAAUUAGUGAGGGACACUGGUCUGCAGUCGUGAGUGAAGAGAGAGUAGAGAAAGGGGCUUAAAACACAACCCUGUGGGACUCCGGUGUUGAUUUGAAGAGUGUUGGAACUAUGGUUGUUUAAAUGAACGUGCUGUGGUCUGUCUGUUAGAAAGUCCAUGAUCCAGUUACACAGAGAUGGAUUGAUGCAGAAGUCAGGGAGUUUGUUGAUCAGCCUCGAUGAAAUGACAGUGUUAAAUGCCGAGCUGAGAGAAGAGAAUCAACAAACAGCAUCCUGGCAUACGUGUUGUUAUUAUCCAGAUGUGUCAGAACAUUGUGAAGGGCCAGGGAGAUAGCGUCUUCUGUGCUCCUGUUGGUACAAUAGGCAAACAGGUGGGGGUCCAGGCCUGGUGGGAUAGAGGCCUUCAAUUGUGCCAGAAUGAGCUGUUCGAAGCACUUCAUCACAAGUGGUGUGAGUGCUAUGGGGCGAUAGUCAUUGAGUGUACUUGGGCUGUGAUGUUUUGGCACUGGCACAAUUGAUGUUGUUUUUAGCCAUUUGGGCACAGUAGCUUGAGCAAGAGACAGAUUGAAAAUAUCUGUAAAAACUGGUGCAAGCUGCACAACACAUGCUUUAAGCACUUGUCCUGGGAUGCCGUCUGGACCGGCAGCUCUAUGAGCAUUGGUACGGCUCAACAUGGAGUGGACCUCAGCCAGUGAAAAUAAGUGAGUGAUGGUCAGGGGGGAGAGUCAGUUUAGUGGCAGAAUCUCCAUUAUCUCUUUCGAACCGAGCAUAGAACUCAUUAAGCUUGUUCAGAAAGAAAGCGUCUGUAACAAUGGGACUAUAGUUUUUGGCUUUAUAGUCACUGACGUACUGUAUACCCUACCACAUACGCCAAGGGUCAGAGUUUGUAAGAUUCUCCUUGACUCCUUGCACUGUUACAACGCUUAGCAGUGUUGAUGCCCCUCCUCAGGUUGGCCCUGGAUGUGCAUCCCCUGACACAAAGGCCCUGUUACGUGUCUUUAGUAGUAGACGUACCUCCUUGUUCAUCCACGGCUUCUAGUUUGGGUACGUGGUGAUGUGCUUUUCAGAUGUAACAUUAUUUACAGUAUUGUUAACAUACUUCAUAACAGCAACACUGUAUGUGUCCAGAUCAGUGUUGGUACCUCCAGAGCCAGGAGAGGCAAACACACUCCAGUCAGUAUGAUGAAAUUUGUCCUGAAGUGUAGAAUCUGCACUCUCUGGCCACACUUUGAUGGUCUUAGUUGAAGGCCUCUCACGAUUUAUAAGGGGAGAGUAUCUGGGGGUGAGAAACAGUGAUAAAUGGUCUGACUGACCCAGAUGGGGAAGGGACGCUGCAGAGUAAGCUCCAGCAACAUUUGUACAUGAUCCAGUGUUUUGUUUCCCCUUGUGUGACAGGAAACGUGUUGGUGGGAUUUUGGGAUCACAGUUUUUAAAUUAGUAUGGUUAAAGUCACUGUAGCGAUUUGAAUUUAUAAUAAAUGUCUGAAGAUUAAUAAUCUCAAAUUAUGACAUUUAUGCACUCGUUGAAAGGGGCACCACCCACCCUUAAUGGUGGGAAAAUAAAGAAAACUAAAGUUUAAUUCAGAAAUCAAACAUCAAGUCAAUCAUUAAUUAAUCAAUCUCAUAUCUUGAGCCGAAAUUCUCAUUUCAGGGACUCCACUUCUGGAAGAACACUAACAGACAAGAACUUAGAAAAAUAAUGAUCUGUUUAUUACAGGAUAAAUGAUGGUACAACAUACAUGCAAUAAAUGAUGAUAAGAUAAUGAGGAUAAAUAAUAAUAGGUGAAUAAAUAAAGAUUCUGAGUCAGGCUAGGAGCACUAAAGUUAAUGAUAGUGAUUGAAUAUGCGCUAACAUAUUAACCUACACUAACCUUGGUGUCGAGAUAAACUCGGAUGUGGAUUUGGAGGAAUCUAAGAUUACCAGAAUAAGUGGAUAUCUGAGUUAUGAACGCAUGAGACAGCACCAGCCCUGCUUGGAGCUCUGGAGGUUUGCAUACUUAAGUGAGACCGGUCCUUGGAGAAGAUGGAGCAUGUUCCGAAGGUCCAGGGCUACCGGCGGUUCAAGCGGUUCAGCUCAGAAGAUGACUGAAGUCAGCCGAAGGAUGGGCCAGGAGUUGUAGCACUCGGGCCCGAAGCAAAGCCGGCGCCUGUGGAUCCUGUGGAUGCUCGUUUGGACGCUUCUUUGGUCUCACUCAAAAACUCUGGCACAGAGGAUGACCUGGGCCUGCUGGGUUGCGUUCAGAGGUGACUUUGAAAUCAUGCAGAUAACUCAGAAAAACGAGGGUCAAUGACCAGAGAAAACUUUCAAAAAUGGCUUUGCAAAAUUAAAGAAAAAUCAAUCAAAGGCUUAAUCUUGAAUUGCUAUGCGCACAAAAAGUUGAAGUUUCAAAACUUGAACUAAGACGAUGUUAAAGAAAAUCAACGUGAAUCAACACGUGGCGUAAAACUUAGAAGACUAAGAAAAAGUUCUAAGAGAAAACAAAGAAGAGGACCACAGAAGGGUGUGGACAGAAGAGCGAAAAGGGGAGAAGACGAGGAGAAGAAGCAAGGGUACAAGAGAGUGAGCAACCCCACUCCACUGGUUUUCUCUUCUCACACUGGGAGUGUCUCUGGCGUGUGUGUGAGGAGAAAGAGGAGGGGGUCGUCGGGUCUCCAUCUGCAGACGAGACCUCUUGGAUCUCUAAUCAUUUGAUCUAACUUAUACUUUUGGCUGGUAAAAGAGUCAGAUCUGAUACUCACUCACUAUGAUUAAUAUAAUUGAAUACUUGGUUUCAUGAUAAAUGAUUUGAUACUAAACACAUAUGAAUGAAAUGCAGGAUCACAUCAAACAUUCUCAUUACGUUUAAAGUAUCACAUUGACCAUGCUAAAUUACUCUGAAAUGAAACAGAUAGUAACACAUAAGACUGUGAACAACAAAAGAGUAAACACAUGUGAAUGAACGUCAUCAUGAUUAAUAAUGGAUUCUAAAUACUUACAUUCAGAUUAUUCAAUGACAUUAUAACCACCUAAUGGUUAAAAAUACUAAAUAAACAACUAAAAUAUAAACCAAACAUUUCUAAACCAUUUCUGUUACUUAGUGUAAAGUUAUGAUUCAUAGUCAAUAAAUUUAACUCUUAAAAGUUCAUGAAACAGUCUGAAAAGCUGUUGGUCUAAAGAAACUUAAGAAUAAGAAUUUAUUCUGUCAGAGUGAUAACUUGGCUUCUGGAGCACAUAGAAAAAUGGGAAACAUCUCAUUUUAACACAAAUUUCAUGAUUAGACAGAUUAGUGCAUUGCUGAAUGCAUAAGAUGUCAUGAUCAGUCAUUUGUAUUCUUUCACCAAAGGAAUGUAGUCUUUAUCAGUGUAUGGUCGAGCAGGGUUUUACGACCGAGGUCUGGAGGUCAGUGUCCCCCCCUUAUCUUGGGGUCCGUAUGUUCACACACUUUAAGACGGUAAAUCUCAAAUGGGAGAUCUGGGUUGAGGCGUUAAUGUUUAUUUAGAUGGUCAGCGAUGGAGUCAGUUUGAAAGGUAAUAAAAACUCUGUCUCUGUUCUCCGAAUUGACCAAUCGUGAAGAGCCAGAGGUUUAGGUCAACCUCCGAUCGGGUCACUUAGGUAACCUGAAAGUGCAAACAAGUCUGGAAAGAUUUAUAUCCUGUGUCCUGGGACCAGACAAGGAAACUUUCCUGUGAGGAAUGUGUGAGUUUCACACCCAGGGUUGUCUUGAUUGCUACAUCACCAACAACUAUGAAAGCUAAAAUAAAAGUAGCGGUGAACUCCUGUGGCAAAUAAAAUGGUCUGCAUUUAACUACAAGAUAUUCCAGAUCGGGUGUGCACUGUCUCUCCAUGGUAGCAGAGUCUGUACACCAAGCUUUGCUAACGUAAAUGCACGGCCCACCGCCUCUGGUUUUACCGAGUCAGCUGUAAUCCGAUCUGCCGGGUGUAAGUUGCAACCAGCUAGCGCAAUAGCAGUAUCCAGGAUAGCAUCAUGAAGCCAUGGUACAGUGAAAAUCAUGGCGUUACACUCUUAAAGUCUCUUACUGUGAGUGAUGUCAUAUCUCAUCCAAUUGUUCACCAAUUAAUGUACAUUGGCCAGGAGUAUGCUGGGUAAGGAGAGCCAAUGUGGAGUUAGCCAUAGCUUAGCCCUCAGUUCACCCUGCUCGCUCCAUCUUUGUUAGGGUCAGCGUGCACUUCCACCCGGCCAAGUAGCAAGCGUAGCCUCAGGUGUUCCGGAGACUUCAGGGAUGAGUUGAAGGUCCGGGUUGAAGCCAUGGGGGAUGUGUAAACUAAUAUCCAGAAGCUCCUGUUGGUUGUAAGAUGUUAGAGCGGAGGUAUUCCAUGUAAACAACCCCGAAAUGAGCAAGAAUAGUUGCAAAAUUGCAAAACUAGAGAGACACUGGGCCUUGCAAUGCGCUCGCGCCACCAUCUUAAAUAUAUAAUGUUAACUACAUCAAACUCACCCUGAUGAUCAAACAUCAUCCAUAGUUUAAACUACAGCUCUGACUUGAGAGGAAUAGGAUUUUAAUUAAUGUGAUUUUUUUGUAUCAUAUAUCUCCUCUCUCUUUGCUGCAGGACAGAAAGAUUCAGAAGAUCUUUUGUACCAACAGCUAUCAGACUGUUUAAGUCUUGUGUAAAUAGUAGAUAAUUUUUAGAGAUGUAUUAUGCAAGACAACAGACAACUGAAUUUCCCUUCGGGGAUAAAUAAAGUUCUUAUUCUUUUUCUUAUUUUCUACAGUAAGAAAUGCAGGGUAUGCUAAAAUAAAAAAAUAUAUAUAUAUGAGAAAAUUACAGAAAUUUAAUUAAUUCAUUAUUUCUCUAAAGCCACGAUGUGUGUGUGUGUGUGUGUGUGUGUGUGUGUGUGUUCACAGGUCAGUCCAGUUUCAGCCUAAGGGAAGGUCAUUGAACAGAGACUCCAGCAGUGCUAUUAUUCUGGCGGGCUCCUGAUGCACUGAGAGAAAAAGGGCUUUACAUCAAAUGUUUUGAUUAAAUUAGUUUAAUGAUCAGUUAUAUUUUGAUUAUUCUGCUGUCCAAGUUCUCCAUAUCAACAGUUUCUAAGUUUGGAUAUUUAUGAGCUUUUAUUUUAGUUAUUUCUGUUCAUUUCUAAUUUUUAUUUAUUUUCCAGAGACAUUAAAGUAAAUUAUUGACAUAAAUGAGCAUUGGUCUUUUAUGAACAGUAU
Molecule: messenger RNA, 15861 nt
Organism: Xyrichtys novacula (pearly razorfish)
Lineage: Eukaryota; Metazoa; Chordata; Actinopteri; Labriformes; Labridae
Source: the annotation of a GenBank genome assembly